Molecule: messenger RNA, 1575 nt
Organism: Ectocarpus siliculosus
Lineage: Eukaryota; Phaeophyceae; Ectocarpales; Ectocarpaceae
Source: the annotation of a GenBank genome assembly
AUGCGGUCGGCAACAACCUCGACGCUGUUUAGAGGAGCCCAGCGAACGAGAGGCACGCCGCUGCUCUCGCCCGGUGCCCUAAGGACGAGCGGGUACCGAGAAAGAGGAGUGCACCUGAUGAUGGCGGCGGAGCCCUCGGAGGAUUCGGUAGCAGAGGCUGCUGCUGCUGCUGCUGCCGCCGCCGAGGAGCCGUCCAUUUCCGAGGGAGAGGAGGCGGUUGAGGACGAGGCGUCGGGGGGUGGAGACGUAGAGACGGAGGUGGUGGCGGAGGAGGGAGAGGGGAAAGAAGGGGAGAAGAAGGACGAGGAAGAGGAGGAGGAGGUUGACCCCAUGGCAGAAGUCAAGCAGCAAAUCAAGGAUCUCGAGAAGGAGCUGAUGAAGGAGGAGAACCGCCUCAGGGACGUCCAAGACUCGGUGCAGGAGAAGGGGCAGAUGGGGUUCCUGAGAAUGGCGGCCCAGGUGGACAACUUCCGCAAGUCGAGCGGGGCGGGGACGGGAGAUUACGAGGCGGACGCGAAGGCCGCCGUGCUGAGGGCGAUGCUGCCGGCGUUCGAGCCGUUUGAGGCCGCUGAGGAGGCGCUAAACCUCGCGACGGAGACCGAGGUGAAGUACAACAAGAGCUACCAGGCGUUGUACCGGCAACUCAAGGACGUCUUCACCAAGAUCGGCGCGACCGACUUCUUCGGCGUGGUGGGGGAGAAGUUCGUCUACACGCGACACGAAAAGGCGUCAGAGGAGCACAACCCCGUGAUGAAGGAGGGGUUGAUCAUCAAGUGCGUCUCGCCGGGGCUCGAGCUCAAGAAGAACGUCAUCCGGAAAGCGGUGUGCGUCGUCUCCCUGGGGCCCGAAAAGGAGGAGCCCGAGGAGGAGACGGCUCCGGCAGCGGCGGCGGCGGUGGCGGCAGAGGGGGAGGCGGCGGCCGAGGCCGAAGAGCCCCCCCCGAUGCGCGACGCCGGCGUCGACGCUGCCGCCCCCGAGGGGGAGCAGCCGGAGGGAGAGCAGGCGGCCGCAUGAGCAUAGUAGGGAUAUUGUGGUCGCGAUUUCGUUGGUAUGACCGUGUGCGGCAUUUCGCGUGUCUAGAGUGGAUGGAGGUCGGCGAUUUCGUUCGCUAUGAUCCUGUACGGGGUUUCACGUGGUUAGAGUGGAGGUCCGGGGGGGGCGGGGGGGUAGACACGCGCGUGGGAAGAGGAUGAGGUCGGUCAACUUCUGUGAUUUAGUAGCCAUAUCUGUUUUCACUUUGGGGGCCCUCUGCCUGGUGCGUGCCACGAAGGAGCGGCGCGGGGGGUACACGGCAGUUUUUUUUUUUCAAUCGUUUCGUUUUUACUUUCGUGGCCUGUGUUUUCAUACGCGGCAUGCAGAGAGAGUUCUACGACCCGAAACUGCUCUGUGUCCAUCCGAUAGCCUUUUUUGAUUUUUGCAAGCAUGUGUGCAGGCACACGGUCCUUGCAGCUUGUGGUUCCCGUGGCUGACAUUACACGGGAAAAAUACAUCCGCUAGAGUGUUUUUCCCUCUGGAUCCUCGCGGGCCGGGCCGCCGUAGGACAAACCUCUAUCUAAUGUCAGGAUUAUGUUGCGG